CGCACCCGUCUCACCUACUUCCAUCGCAAUCAUCGCGCCUGCGCUCCUGCUGCGUGUAUGUUGUUUGUGUGCUCCGCUGCAUUUGGCAGUCAAAUGUUUGAGAUGAAGUUGGUCAAGUCCUCCAGCACACAGGAGGCUGUGCGCAACAGGCUUGUUGUCUCCACGGAAUGCAGUGUACCCGCGCAAGUCCGCCAUGUGUACGUGCACCCUCAGGACGGCGGCCGCUUUGCACAGACGCUGGAGCGCUCCCCGGUCCUGAAACCAACACAAGUCGCAGCAAAUGUGGCGCAGCGCAAGUGGGCAAAGCUCACACUGGGUGAAGACCUGAAGAUUGAGCCAAUCUCCGGCCCCUUUGACGGCGUGGGCCUGGCCACUUUGGAGCUGGACUUUUGGAAGAAGAGCGCUUCCCAGACAACCCGCUACAAGAUUGAGGAGAUGGCAACGCAGUUCCGCGAAUCAUUUGCAAACAUGAUCCUCAGCCCCGGGCAGCUGAUUCUGUUCAGCUUCAAGCCGUCAAACGCCAAGGAAGUGCUGCUGAGCGUCACCGUUAAGGAGCUGUUCAAGUUUGACGAGGGCUCCCUCAUGGGUCCCUCGCUGCACGUGAUCAUCAUGGAUGAGCUUGACGCCAUCUGCCGCCAGCGCGGAUCUGUGCAGAGCGGAACGGGCGUGCACGACAGCAUUGUGAACCAGCUGCUGUCCAAGAUUGACGGCGUGGAGGCCCUCAACAACAUCCUCCUCAUUGGCAUGACAAACAGGCUUGACAUGAUUGACGAAGCCCUCCUUCGCCCGGGUCGCCUUGAGCUGAAGAUGCAGAUUGGGCUGCCGGACACGGUGGGGCGCGAGCAGAUUUUCAACAUCCACACGAAGAAGAUGCGCGAGAAUAAAAUGCUCGCCGAAGACGUCAACAUCAAGGAGCUCGCUGGUGCGACCAAGAACUUCAGCGGCGCCGAAAUCGCCGGCGUUUGCAGGAGUGCGGCCUCCUUUGCCAGCAACAGAUGCAUCAAGUUUGACAACACGGUUGAGGUCAAGACUGAGGAGCUGUCAUCUAUCAAGGUGACACGCGAGGAUUUCCUGAACGCGGUGCAAGAGGUCAUUCCGGCCUUUGGUGCCGCAACAGAGGAGCUGGACGACUGUGCUCGCAACGGCAUUGUGACGUGGGGCGAGCCCGUGCAACGCGUUCUCUCCGAUGGCGAGCUGCUUAUCCAGCAGGCGGAAAACAGCACGCGCACGCCGCUUGUCUCCGUGCUCCUCUCCGGACAAGCAGGGAGCGGCAAGACGGCGCUGGCGGCGGCGCUGGCGCUCCGGUCCAGUUUCCCGCUGGUGAAACUCAUCAGCCCGGAGCAGAUGGUCGGAUACUCCGAAUUCGCCAAAGUCAACAAGAUCAACAAGGUGUUUGAGGACGCGUACAAGUCGCGGCUGAGCGUCAUUGUCAUUGAUGACAUUGAGCGCUUGCUCGAUUACUCCGCAAUGGGCAACAGGUUCUCCAAUGUCAUUCUGCAAGCCCUGCUUGUUCUCUUCAAGAAGGCACCGCCAAAGGGCCACAAACUCUUCCUCAUCGGCACAACGAGCAAGCGCAGCGUCCUUGACCUUAUGGGCAUCACGGAAGCGUUCAGUCAAAUCAUCCAAGUGGAACAACUGACCGAAGGAUCACAGGUCAUGAAGGUCAUUGAUGAUUUGCAGCCGUUCCCCGAGCGCGACAUCGAGCAGAUCCGGACGGCGCUCUCUCACGGGUCGCAACUCCGCCACAGCAUGCUGGACGACACGGUUGAGAUCAGCAUCGGCAUCAAGAAGUUGUACAUGCUGAUUGAGAUGGCGCGGCAGGCAGAGGAACAGCCGGGCGAAAAGUUCCUCGAGUCCCUGUUUGACGAGUGCAGAUACAACAGGCGGCACCUGGACUGAUGGUGUGAGACCUGACGCUUUCCCAGGGGGUGCUGACGUGAACGCAGCCAUGCACGAAUGGACCAAACAGAGCUCGCAUGGUUGACCGUGGCACUCUACAGCUCCUUCGCAUCCCAACCUCUCCACCAAUCCCUCCCUUCACACCUAUCGGUUCGCCAUCACGUAUGCAAAGACCAUUUAUGAGUUGAAGCCAAAACCGCCAACCAAUAAAAGGAAACCAAGAUA
Molecule: messenger RNA, 2124 nt
Organism: Salpingoeca rosetta
Lineage: Eukaryota; Choanoflagellata; Craspedida; Salpingoecidae
Product: vesicle-fusing ATPase
Exons: 17
Coding region: 58-1899 (613 amino acids)
Biological process (GO): intra-Golgi vesicle-mediated transport; Golgi to plasma membrane protein transport; SNARE complex disassembly
Cellular component (GO): Golgi stack
Molecular function (GO): ATP binding; ATP hydrolysis activity
Source: RefSeq, a predicted model, not a curated record